UCUCUCCUUUAACUAGAAGAUUAUUUUUCCUCUCAAAAAAGCAAAACAAAGCAUAUGCUUUAUCUUCUUCUCUUUGCCUUUAACCCCAAAGAAAGUGGCUUUUUCCCUGCCUUGAUGACCCAUCCAUGACUCAUCCUUUACCACAAAGGUCUCGAGUCUCAACGAUUCAGUGUUUUGUUUCAACUGCCUCUUGUUUCUUUUUCUUUCCCUUUAAAUACCUUCCCACCAACACGGUUUCAUCAGCAACCAUCACUCGCAAUCUCUUUCUCUUUCUUUCUCACAAGUUCAAAACUCAAGAAUCAAGAUCACCACUCAACCCUCCAAGAUGACAUUGAGUGGAGUUCACCAACAAGUCAUUGCAUUUCCUGCCCUCAAUACUGCUCCGGCCAGUUACUUGCCUGAUCCAGCUUCCAUCAACAAGCUCCAAAUCCCAACUUCUUCAAAGUUUUCUUUAUUAUCAGGCAAAGGAAAAUCGAUGGUGCAAAAGAAGAAAACUGAUAGCUUCACAAACGGAGCUAGAGAUCAGGAAAAGUUAGGACCAAAGAUAACUGAAACAGUCAAGAGAAAGCUAUCCUUGGGAGCUAAGAUCCUUCAAAUGGGAGGCCUAGAGAAGAUCUAUAAGCGACUCUUCAAGGUCUGCGAUCAAGAGAAACUCUUCAAGGCGUACCAAUGUUACCUAUCGACAACCGAAGGUUCCAUCGCGGGCCUACUCUUCAUCUCAUCAAAGAAGAUAGCAUUCUGCAGCGAAAGAUCGAUCAAGGUGACUUCUCCUCAGGGAGAUCUUACUAGGGUUCACUACAAAGUCUCAAUCCCGCUGUGCAAGAUCAAUGGAGUGAACCAGAGUCAGAACACAAAGAAGCUAUCUCAAAAGUACCUUGAAGUUGUCACGGUCGACGGCUUUGACUUCUGGUUCAUGGGAUUCGUGAGCUACCAGAAAGCUUUCAAUUGUCUCGAGCAAGCGUUAAACAAUGAUGAACAAUAAACGAAAGGAGCUAAUUAGUGCAGGUGGAAGAAGAAAUAUUUCAUUUCUACUUUCACCUGUUUCAAUCAGAGAAUGUUUGGAGAGAGCCUAGUAGAGACUGACAAUAUUGUUUGUACAAACUUAUUCUUUUUUUUUUUAAUUCUUUUUUUGCUUUUCACAUUUUGGUUUCCAUUGUAGACAAGAGAAAGAGAUGAAUAUAUUUAGCUGUUGAUCUCAGCUGUUUUCCUUGAUUAA
Messenger RNA from Arabidopsis lyrata subsp. lyrata, 1216 nucleotides. RefSeq names its product GEM-like protein 7. Bases 326 to 982 code for a protein of 218 amino acids. NCBI's taxonomy places the organism in Eukaryota, Viridiplantae, Streptophyta, Magnoliopsida, Brassicales, Brassicaceae. The transcript has a single exon. The record is from RefSeq and is a predicted model, not a curated record.